Messenger RNA from Oldenlandia corymbosa var. corymbosa, 2646 nucleotides. NCBI's taxonomy places the organism in Eukaryota, Viridiplantae, Streptophyta, Magnoliopsida, Gentianales, Rubiaceae. The record is from the annotation of a GenBank genome assembly.
UAACUUAUUGCUUAAUUUCCUGGCAGAGUGGUUGGAAAAGCAAUCAUCUUUCUUUCAUUUCUGGAAUUUAUUGUUUAACAACUCCCGGUUUUAAUAUAUGCAUUUCCGCACUUUGUACCAGAAUUAGCCCUGACUCGGUCACAUUUGCAAGCACUCACUUGUUAUAGAAAUCGAAAUUAAGCCUUGUUUUGCUCUGUCUAACUGUUAAUCUAGCUUUUCUCCUCAGAAAUCUUGGAGUAAGAUUCCUGAAAUCCUUGAGAUAAUUUAAGAGGAAGGAUUCCCAGGGAUGCUGCCAAUAUAUGAGAUGUUCGAUCUCCUGGAGAGAACGCUCAUCGAAUGGAAGGACUAUGUAAACCAAGAAAAAUCGAAAAGGAGCCGUAGGAAACUAGCUGGUCAGAUUUUUGAGCCUAAUGAGUAUGGUGAGCUAUUGGAUUCUCUAACUGAAAAGAUCAAUCAGCUGGGACUGGAUUGGUUCUUUCUGCAAAUGGUUUGGCAAUGGAUGACAGAGUGUAAGGGAACUACUAGUAUGUUCUUGCGGGAUGAAAGAUUAUUCACUGAAAAAGUUGGUGAUCCGGGGAAUUUGAUCUUCAAUGAUUUACGUUCAUGUUACUUUCGAGCUACGAGGGACGGCCUCCUGGAAUGGUCUCAAAAGACAUUCACUUUGCUGGAUGACUGCAAAAGAAAGACUGAUGGGCUAAUUGGGAUUCGAGAAGCUGUAAAGGACAUAUCGACAAAAUCUGCAUCAGCUGCAUACUCUCCUGCAGGUGGUUUUCGGCUAUUUUUCAAUGAUUAUGUGAGAACGAAUAUGUGGAUAUUCAAUGAUGCGGGUGAUGGUGUUCUUGACAAGAAGCUAGUUUCCAUCUACAGCGAGCUGAUAUCGAUCUACACGUAUUUGGAACUUUUGGAAAAGUGCCAAUGGAAUGAUGGUAGUAGUGUCCAGGAGUUGGCGGUACCUGUGACGAUGAGAAUCGCUAUUCAGUUUUGUAAUCUCUGGUUCAAUAGAAAUGACCCGGAAACUGCGAGUGUUAUCGCCCGAGAAGUGGAAAGUUUGCUUCAGGAGAUUGAUCCUUGUACAAAUCUAGAGUUCCUGCAGCUCAAUCUCAGAUGCCUUAUGUCAACCUACCAAUCUAGUUUCCAGCAAAUUGGAUGGAAUGGAUGUGAUCUACUCAUUAAAGAUUUUUGCUGCUACCUUUGCAACUGGUUUCACAGAAAAAACCUGGAUUUGGCCUCCCUGGUUACCGUUUUCAUUGACAUCAGUGUAAAUGAAGGCGAGAAGGAUUUGCACAAUUUAUCUGCUGAGAUUAAGGCAUUGCUAGCAGAGGCUGCAUUUUUACACCGCAAGGUGCAACGUGAUCUAGCUAUAGAUUACUUAAAAGCAUCCCACUCGUCGAUUAAAUGGAACAUAGCUGAAAGGAAAGAGCGAGAAGUAGCCGCUGCGCUGGCACCUUGUUCCGAGUUACAAGCAAAUGUUUGUCUCCUCAAGGCAGAGCUUUUCCUCAAACAGCGACUCAACGCUCGCGCUUCCUCCACGCUCUUCAGUGAUGACCGGUUUUACAAAGUCGACAUGGUCCUCGCCGACCUGAGGGCGCUGAAAAGACAAGUAUGUGACGAGCAAGGGAACACAGAAUACGUGAAGCGGAGUUUGGUAGUGGCUGAAGAGUUGGCUAAUGAGAUAGAAUCACUCCAGAAGUCGCUUCAUUCAAAGACGGUAACUAACCCUUUGUGUAGAAGAUCACUUCAGCAGUCGCUGUUUAGGAUUGUCUUCUUCAAGGCCGAGUCGAUUUUAGCUGAGUUAUUAAGGAUUGGUGGAGAUACUUCCUUAGGUAAUGAGAUGCAUAAAGUUGGAUACCUUGUUGAGGAGCUUAAACAUUUCAAAGGGUUUGUAGCAACUAAGCUGUCAAGUAAUCCGUCAGACGACGAAUUAGUCCUCCUACAGAUUGAAGUGGUUACAAGGGAGAUAACACUUCUGUCUUACUCUUAUCUCCCUAACCACAAGAAGUUCGAGAAGAUAGUCAAUUCAUUGCCUCAGUUGUUGGAUAAAGUGCGCACUCUGAAGGCAAAGCUCUCUGAAACAUGAUCCUGCUGAGUCAAUUGAGCCGGUGAAGCAUCAUCAUAUUGGAGGAAGUUCAGUUGCAUUUGGAGUCCUGAUUUGAAAUCUUUUGUCCUGAAAGUUAAAGAUUCCGAUGUCGAAUCUGUUAAGAGGUUGAUGGUCUGCUCAUAUGCAGCAAUCAAGAUGUGGUGAUCAACAAGUAGGCAAUAUAUAUCAUGGUCUUCUUUUGCUUCUUUUGCUUUUGUUACUGUGUCAGAGAGGAUUGUUAGUGUGUGCCUGUGCGCGUGCUCUCUCAUUGAUGCGCAAUUUAUUAGCUAGGUCAUGAAUGCUCAAGUUGAAGCAAUGUUUUCAGUCAAAAACGGUUCAGAAUCUUCAUUGAUGUUUGUGUUGUGUAACCCUGACUAGUACGCCAGUGUGGAGUGAGUUUGGGGGAGAUCUAUCCAUUUGAUAGUCCAACUUAUACUUCUGUUAGAAAUUCCAAUUUCAUGUCGAAAUACCAAAUUAUUAUCUUCAUGAUGUCCGCGAUAAAAAAGAAGGUGCUGAUAAAGGAUUGUAAUCAGGACAUAUUUUCUAAAUGUUUUAUUUCCUUUGUCGCA